Messenger RNA from Cajanus cajan (pigeon pea), 2051 nucleotides. Its product is annotated as ACT domain-containing protein ACR4. The record is from RefSeq and is a predicted model, not a curated record. Lineage: Eukaryota; Viridiplantae; Streptophyta; Magnoliopsida; Fabales; Fabaceae.
UUUUCCUCGCUCAUGGAGCGCCCUCGCUAACAUGCGCCUCUUUUAAUUUUUUUUAGGUAACAGAAAAUUGGAAAUUCAGAGCUGGCAAAGGGUGCGGAGAGAGAAAAGGUGAGACAAAGGGAGAGAGGAAAAGUCUGCCUUUUCUUUUUGGAUUGGGGUUGCAACUUGCAAGUGUUGAAGACUUGAAGCAUCUUGUCGGGGGAGACUUGUAAUUAAAAUAUUAAUUUUUCUAAUUUAGAUGAGCGUGGUGUGUGACUGUGUGUACAUAAUACGUACAAUAUUCAUACACAUGUGUACUGUUCCUUUGUAACACAUCGCAAAGCCUAUCAUCUUGAGAGAACCAAGUUGUGGCAGUUCUCAGCAGCUGCUGCAAUGGCUUUCAUUUCAGGGGUCAACAUGAACUUCUCACGCAACAUGGACGAUGAAUAUGAGAAACUCUUCAGAAGAAUGAACCCACCCAGAGUUGUAAUUGAUAAUGAAUCAUGCAAGAAUGCCACUGUUAUACGGGUCGAUAGUGCAAACAAGCAUGGCAUACUCCUUGAAGUUGUACAAAUUCUCACUGAUCUAAACCUCAUAAUAACAAAAGCUUACAUAUCCUCAGAUGGGGGAUGGUUCAUGGAUGUUUUUAAUGUCACUGACCAUGAUGGGAAGAAGGUUACAGAUGAAGCUAUUCUGAAGUACAUUCGAAAGUCUCUUGGCCCGGAAUCUUGCUCUACGUCUUCCAUAAGAUCUGUUGGGGUCAAACAAACGAUGGAGCACACCGCAAUAGAGCUAUUGGGAAGUGAUAGGCCAGGGUUGCUUUCAGAAGUGAGUGCUGUUCUAACCAAUCUCAAGUGCAACAUAGUGAAUGCAGAGGUGUGGACUCACAAUACCCGGGCAGCAGCUGUGAUGCAUGUAACUGAUGAAAAAACGGGUUCUGCUAUCACUGAUCCACAGAGACUCUCUGUAAUUAAGGAGCUAUUAUGCAAUGUGCUGGCUGGUGGCAACAGAGUCAGGGGAGCUAGCAGUGUAGUCACUGAGGAAGUGACUCAUACCGAGAGAAGACUUCACCAGAUGAUGUUUGCUGAUAGGGAUUAUGAGCGAGUUGAUGAUGAUGACUAUGUUGAUGAGAAAAGUAGACCAAAAGUGACUGUUGUUAAUUUGUCCGAUAAUGAUUACUCUGUAGUUACUAUCCAAUGUAAGGAUAGGGCCAAACUUCUCUUCGACAUAGUUUUCACUUUGACGGACAUGCAAUAUGUGGUUUUCCAUGCAAGUAUUGAUUCUGAAGGGCCAAAUGCAUAUCAGGAAUAUUACAUCAAGCACAUAGACGGAUCCCCUGUAAAAUCAGAUGCAGAGAGACACAGAGUGAUACAAUGUCUUGAAGCUGCUAUUAAGAGAAGAGUAUCUGAGGGUUUGAAGCUAGAACUAUGUGCAACAGACAGAGUUGGACUGCUAUCAGAUGUGACACGAAUUAUCCGAGAGAACAGCCUAACGGUUACAAGGGCGGAGGUGACGACCAAAGGUGGCAAAGCUGUCAAUACUUUCUAUGUUGGAGGGGCUUCAGGUUGCCUUGUCGAGUCCAAGACCAUAGAAUCCAUUCGCCAAGCGAUUGGCAACACUAUACUUAAAGUAAAGGGAAAGCCGGAAGAGUUAAAACCUGCUCCUCAGGAUUCUCCAACCAGAUUCCUCUUUGGUGGUCUUUUCAAAUCCAGAUCCUUUGCUAACUUUGGCAUGGUUAAGUCUUACUCUUGAGUCUGAAUUACAACAUGCUUUCCUUUGUUCGUUGUACAGGAAAAAUGAAGAUGCAAACCUUAGUAGACUACUGUCCAAUAUUCUCACCUUAAAACACGUUUGACCAUAGUUUAGCAAAUAAAAGCAUUGAACCUUUACAGUUGCCUUGUAAAUACACCCCAACGUCAGUUCUCAAUCUUUAUCUUCAAAGCUUUGUCACUCUCAACCCAAUCUUGAGUUGGAACGAUGAAAGCAAAUACAACUUUAAUUGUGCAACGCCAUUGAAUUAGUUCCAAAUGUAAACAUUUGUAUAUAAAAUUUAUUUCCCAAGUAUGAUUUAA